Messenger RNA from Habropoda laboriosa, 576 nucleotides. RefSeq names its product EF-hand calcium-binding domain-containing protein 2-like. NCBI's taxonomy places the organism in Eukaryota, Metazoa, Arthropoda, Insecta, Hymenoptera, Apidae. Gene Ontology annotation, molecular function: calcium ion binding. The coding region runs from base 1 to 576 and encodes 191 amino acids. The transcript has 4 exons. The record is from RefSeq and is a predicted model, not a curated record.
AUGUUGUCUGUCGCAGAAACAUCAUUACUAGAAAAGAGACUUUGCGAAAUAUUUGAUGUAUUUGAUACUGCAAAAACUGGUGAGAUAGAUGUUAGAGAUUUGGGAACUAUUAUUAGGGCAUUAGGAUGUGUUAUUACCGAAGCAGAAUUGCAAGAAAUACAAGUUCAAGUAGAAGAUGUAGUAAAAAAUUGUGUACCAUUAGAUAGGUUUCUAGAGUACAUGUGCAAUGUUAUUAAUGAACGCAAAUUUAAACCAGCAGAACCAGAAGAUUUGUUAAAAGCAUUCCAAUUAUUAGAUCCUGAAAAUCGAGGAUAUAUUAUGCACGAUGAUUUAGAAAAAGCAAUGAUGGAAAUUGGAGAACCACUUUCAAAAGCAGAAAUAAACAAUAUGAUGUCAAUUGCAUGUGAUUCAGAAACAAAAAGAAUCAAUUAUGAACAUUACAUCAACUUACUUCUUGUGAAAAUACCUGAUGAACUUAAUGUCUAUUCCAUUGUUGAUGCAAUGGAUGCUGCUAAAUUAGAAGCUAUGCCUAAGAAACGUAGAUUGGAAAGUCUUCUCAUGGAAUAUCAAACAUGA